Rhodotorula toruloides NP11 is the source of this 1659-nucleotide messenger RNA. RefSeq names its product NCS3 allantoate transporter. Gene Ontology annotation, molecular function: nucleobase transmembrane transporter activity. Gene Ontology annotation, biological process: transmembrane transport; nucleobase transport. Lineage: Eukaryota; Fungi; Basidiomycota; Microbotryomycetes; Sporidiobolales; Sporidiobolaceae. The coding region runs from base 1 to 1659 and encodes 552 amino acids. The transcript has 16 exons. Gene Ontology annotation, cellular component: plasma membrane. The record is from RefSeq and is a predicted model, not a curated record.
AUGGGCCUCUUCCGCCGCCGCGACGACGCCCAACCACGCCAGCCGUUCAGCUGGGUCCUGCCCAAGCAGACCUCGUCGCUCGCGCCCGAGGACAUCUACACGAACGCCGACCUUGACCCGACGACCGACCCUGCGCAGCGCACUUGGGGAUACGGAACCUGGUUCUCGUUCUGGGUUGCUGCGUCGCUCGACCCGGCGUUCUGGCAGACCGGUGCUUCGCUGAUUCCCCUUGGCUUGAGCUGCGCGAACGCCAUCGGAAUUGUCAUCCUCGGCAAUGUCAUCAUCUCGGUCCCCAUCGUCCUCAACGGCAUGAUCGGCGCCAACCUCCGCAUCCCCUUCCCCGUUGCUGCUCGCGCCUCGAUGGGAUACUGGUUCUCGCUCUUUGCGGUCCUCUCGCGCGCCUUCCUCUCGCUCAUCUGGUUCGGCGUCGAGACCUACAACGGCGGCAGCGCGAUGACGCAGUUCCUCCGUGCGAUCUGGCCGUCGUACUGGAACAUCGAAAACAAGCUGCCUGAGUCGGCUGGAAUCACGACCCGCGACAUGACGUCCUACUUCCUCUUCUGGCUCAUCCAGCUCCCCUUCUUCUUUCUCAAUCCGAAUCAGCUGCGCUGGGCCUUCCUGCUCAAGACGGUCGUCGUCCCCGUCACCAUGCUCGCGACGAUGGGCUCGCUCGUCCACGCCGCAGGCGGCGCGGGACCGCUCUUCCAGCAGCCGAACUUGGUGACGGGCAAGGACUUUAGCGCGGCUUGGUUGCUUGGGUUGGCGAGUCUGUGCGGCAACUGGGCUACCCUCGCGGUCAACUCGCCCGACUUCACUCGCUACACGACGACGAACCGCGCGCAAUGGUCGCAGGCUCUCGCCAUCCCUCUCUCCGCCUUCUUCGUCACCAUCUGCGGUAUCCUCGCUGCGUCCGCCUCGAUCCCCGUCUACGGCUUGACGAACGACGCCGCGUACUGGUCGCCCUUCGACAUCAUGAGUCAGUGGAACAACCGCGCGGCUGUUGCGUUCGCUGCGCUCGCUUGGAUGCUCGCUGGUAUCGCCGCCAACAUCACCGCUAACUCGAUCUCGUCCGCCAACGACUUUGUCACCCUCGCUCCGAAGUACAUCAACAUCACCCGCGGUCAGCUCAUCACUGCGGUACUUGGCGGGUGGGCUGUGGCGCCGUGGAAGAUCUUGAGCUCGUCGGGCACGUUCUUGACGUUCGUCUCGGGCUACGCUAUCUUCCUCGGCCCUCUCUCGGCGCUCCUCACCGCAGACUACUUCCUCGUCAAGCGCAAGGCCUAUCACGUUCCCGAGCUGUACGACCCCGAGUCGAUUUACAAGUACACGGGAGGUGUCAACUGGCGUGCGGCGCUCACGCUUGCGGUCACUGUGGCGCCGAACCUUCCGGGCUUGAUUCACGCUAUCAAUCCGAACGUCGAGAUCGGGAACAUCCAGUGGUGGUACGCCCCUGGCUUCAUCACCGGCUACGUCCCCGCCGUCAUCGUCUACUACCUCCUCAACCUCGCCUUCCCUCACCACGCGACCCUCCUCGCCGAAGCCGUCACGGCCGACGACGUCGACCUCAGCGUCCCGCCUACGAUCGACAACUUUGGCACCAAGAGCGACGAGAUGAACAAGGAGGCGUACGAGAUGGGCAGCGUCAGCGUGCAUGCUUGA